This is a messenger RNA of Cloeon dipterum, 1507 nucleotides long. Its product is annotated as beta-1,3-galactosyltransferase 6-like. Gene Ontology annotation, molecular function: UDP-galactosyltransferase activity. The coding region runs from base 210 to 1145 and encodes 311 amino acids. Lineage: Eukaryota; Metazoa; Arthropoda; Insecta; Ephemeroptera; Baetidae. The transcript is spliced from 4 exons. Gene Ontology annotation, biological process: glycosaminoglycan biosynthetic process. Gene Ontology annotation, cellular component: Golgi membrane. The record is from RefSeq and is a predicted model, not a curated record.
CUAAUAACAAGGCCGAAUAGAGAGGAAUAGAGCGAGUAUUAUCUGGACUAAUCUGGGCAAUAUCAUGAAUGUCAAUGAUUUCUAACACGGAAUGUUGCGACAUCAUGAUACUAUUUGAAGUGUAAUUUACAACACGAAUGUAGAUAAAUUCCAAACCAGGAAAGUGAUCUCAAUUCAACGACAAAAGGAUAAAAUAAUGAUUCUGCACAAUGCGUGACCGGACAGCAUUAUUCCUGUGCCUCGGCUCAUUCAUCUUUGGCUGCAUGCUGACCAUCAACUUCAUAGCACUAGAUUCCGCUUCGAAACCAAAGCAGCCAGUUCAGGACGCGUCUGUCGCCGAGAUUCUGGAUCAGCAUCUUCUAGUCGUCAUGAUACUGUCCAAGCCGGACAACUACGCGCAGAGAAAUGCGAUUCGAGAGACCUGGGCGUCUGAAAUGGGCCGAGAUUCGAUUUACGUGUUUGUCCUGGGCAAGGAUGGUGACAAGAACCAACUGAGACACGAAGUCAAAAAGUUUGACGACCUUCUGUUCGUGGACACUCAAGAUCGUUACGAUUUCCUCACAACCAAAUUGCUUCAAGGCUUUCAAAAGAUUUCAUCCCAUUACAAAUACCGCUUUUUGCUGAAGUGCGAUGACGAUUCCUUCGUCCGACUGUCAGCCCUUAAGACUGAACUGCAGACUGCGUCUUCACCCCUCUACUGGGGAUUUUUUAGGGGAGACGCCAGGGUGAAAACCACUGGAAAGUGGCGCGAGACCAAAUGGGACCUGUGCGACCGCUACCUUCCCUACGCACACGGAGGAGGUUACGUGCUCUCGUCCGACCUGGUCGCCUUCCUGGCCAACAACCACCAGUUGUGGCGGCGAUUCAACAGCGAAGACACGAGUGUUGGCGCGUGGCUGGCGGCCGUGGAGGCGCAGCGAAAGCACGACACGCGCUUCGACACCGAGCACCGUUCCCGCGGCUGCAGCAACACCUUCUUGGUCACGCACAAACAGACGCCAGAGAUGAUGCACAGAUUGUGGACGCACCUCCAGGACACAGGAGAGCUGUGCGAGAAGGAGGAGAUCCUAGUGCCAGGGUUCGAGUACAAUUGGAGUGUGCCACCUUCAAAGUGCUGCAGCCGCUUCGAUGACGGAGGUGUGUAGCCAAAUUUAUACGCGCGCGAGCGAGCGAAUAAAGUGCCAAAGUGGCUCUCUAAGAAUUUUUAAUCAUGCUUUUCAGUCAGGUUUAACUUUAUUUUACAAAAGUAAACAGAUUUAACCAAUUUGGUGUGUGUUGUGUCUGAUUAGAACAUUUCUUUUUCAGUGUCUCUGUAAAUUAUAUUUGAUGGCAUCACAUUUUUGCACCUCAACUAAGUUAAAAAAAUACUCUCAAAGUCUUGAAUUAACUGUUGUGUCCGAAUUAAGAAUUGGAAGAGUCUCCCAGGAAACUGUCGCAGCGGGUGCAGUAGUGGUUGGCCGUCAUGCAGCUAUCCUUGCAGUAUGGGAUGCAAACGCAAGGCCAGCAU